Malania oleifera is the source of this 584-nucleotide messenger RNA. Its product is annotated as small ribosomal subunit protein eS28x-like. Gene Ontology annotation, biological process: translation; ribosomal small subunit assembly; maturation of SSU-rRNA. The record is from RefSeq and is a predicted model, not a curated record. The transcript is spliced from 2 exons. NCBI's taxonomy places the organism in Eukaryota, Viridiplantae, Streptophyta, Magnoliopsida, Santalales, Ximeniaceae. Gene Ontology annotation, molecular function: structural constituent of ribosome. Bases 155 to 355 code for a protein of 66 amino acids. Gene Ontology annotation, cellular component: cytosolic small ribosomal subunit; ribosome.
CCUCGCGGAGAGCGCAAAUUACAAAACACCUUCCCAAUAUACGAUUACACCCAAACCCUAAUUCUCUCCCUCGCGCAACGACUGCCCUCUGCUGCUGAACUUGAGCAUUGUAGGCGCUCCUCCAAUCUCCUCGUGCCCCUCUCGUCACAGCAGAAUGGAUGCCCAAAAGGAGAUAAAGAAUGCAACUGUGAUAAAAGUGAUUGGUAGGACGGGAUCCAGAGGACAGGUCACGCAGGUGAGAGUGAAAUUUAUGGACUCUGAUCGAACAAUCACAAGGAAUGUGAAAGGACCAGUGAGGGUAGGGGAUGUCCUCACCCUGCUAGAGACUGAAAGAGAAGCUAGAAGGCUGCGCUGAUGUGCCCUUCUCUAAGUGACUCCUGCCACUUUUGGCAUUUUGCUAGACCGCUGUUUGGUUUUCUUUGUGGCCAACAAUUUGGUAAUUGGCUCUAUAGUAUGAUGGAUUUCUUAUUUAAGUUUUAUUAGAAGUCGGAUGCUAUGUGUUGAAUGCUUUGAGAUUAAUUUUUGAACUGAUUCAGCUGUUUCGGGUUUUAAAUCAUGUUAUGAUUUUGAUCACAAAUUUGUCA